AUGUUUACGCUGAAGAGCGACGCAACUUUUAAUUGCCGGGAAAGGAACGACGACGAGCCCGCCCACGCGCCCCGUCUCUCUUUUGUCCGCGGCAGCGAGGGAGCGCAGGAGUGGGUGGUUUCCGUAGCCCUGGUGGCAGCCGCGACGCUGGCGGCGGCGGCUCCCGGCUUCAGCCACGGAGGCCUCGACGGCGGCCACUACGGCGGGGGCGGCGGCUACGCGCUGGGCGGCGGCGACGGCGGCGGCCACGACGCGGGCAGCUACGAGCCCAUCCAGGAGCACGUGAACGUGUUCCACCGCGCGCAGGCGCCGCGCGUCAAGGUGGUGAAGGUGCCCGUGCCCACCCACAUCCACGUGCCGCACCCCGUGCCCCAGCCCGUCGCCGUCCAGGUCCAAGUGCCCGUCUUCCAGAAGGAAAUCAUCAAGGUCCCCGUGGAAGUAGUCAAGACCAUCCAAGUGCCCGUCGAGAAGCCCUACCACGUGGUCACCGAGAAGAAGGUGCCCAUCGAGAUCGAGAAGCCCUACCCGGUGACCGUUGAGAAGCCCGUGGAGGUGCCCGUGCCCAAGCCCUACGCGGUGCACGUGCCCAUCUACAAGCACGUCUACCACCACAUCAAAUCCAGCCACGGCGGCCACGGCUGGCACUAGGCUGCCCCUUCGCGACUGCAUCCGCACACCCUCAUUAGAGAGCCGCUUGCGAGUUCAAGCUCUGGACGCCCUCUUUUGUAUCGAGAACGGACUGCUCUCAACUUUCUCGCAUCA
Messenger RNA from Gryllus bimaculatus (two-spotted cricket), 762 nucleotides. The record is from the annotation of a GenBank genome assembly. Lineage: Eukaryota; Metazoa; Arthropoda; Insecta; Orthoptera; Gryllidae.